CUGUUAUGCAAAUUCAAAUUAUGCGAAUUAAUGAUAGGCGAAAUAGAGGGCACCCACUUAAGUGAUCUACUUUAUUUUUUUUAUAUCUCGGUCCCUGCAAGUUAUCUGAGGUUGAUCCUAUACAACGAAUGAAUACUACAGUUAAGAACAAGAUAUGUCUAAUCCAUAUACACAGAUGGGACACCGCCCAUACAAAAGUGCCCAUUCUCCUUUGCAAAGUUCCCUACGAAAUACAAAACUUCUUCAGUUUUAAACUUUUAAAUGUUAAGUGCCGUACCUAAUGUAACUUCAGAUCUUUCUUACAGAAAAUGCUUUUUAGAUGGACAGCUUCUGAUCUGGAAACUAUGCUGGUAUUGGCUAAUGUUCGCCAGUUGGGUGGCGUCACUGUACAUAGCAAACACGAUGUUCUAUCUGCUCUGGCAGAGCAUUUUCGCCACGCUUGAUGAGCACAUGGUCCGCCCACUCAUGUUCCCAAUCUGGCUUCCCAAAGACGAUCCACACAGAACUCCGAACUAUGAAGUAUUCAUGACAUUCGAGAUAAUUCUGAUAUUCAUAGUGCUUUUUACAUUCGGACUGUACGUGUACAUACUGUUCCACCUCCUUCUGCACUACUACAACCUGAUGGACGUGAUCCUGAUCGCGCUGGACGAGUUAUUCGUCGGCUUGGACCCUUCGGCGGCUUCGCUGCCACGACAGGACCCGCGACGCGAGGCCGUGCAGUUGGAACUUAACGCCAGGGUGGGACGAAUCGCGCGCUGGCAUCUCUCCAUAUUCGAUUCAGUGGACACCAUAUCAUCAGUGUACGGGCCCACGUUGGUGUAUCAGGUGAUGUUUAGCUCCAUCGUUAUUUGUCUGAUGGCGUACCAAGUUUCAGAGCAACUGUCAGCUGGAAAGUUCGACUACUUAUUUGGAAUUUUAACCUUUGGCGCAUGCAUUCAGCUGUGGAUCCCGUGCUACAUCGGCACACUUUUACGAACUAAAGCACUGUCAUUGGCUGAUGCCUGCUUCUACUGCGGCUGGCAUCGAACACCAUUAGCCCUGCUGGUCCGCCACGACCUCACCAUCUUUAUCCUGCGCGCGCAGCAUCCUGUCGCUAUCAAGUUCACUGGUCUGCCUGAAUUGCAACUUGAGACUUUCUCUUCGAUAAUGAGUACAGCAUAUUCUUAUUUCAACAUGCUACGACAGUACAAUUCAGAGUGAAAUCGCUUUCAUUAAUGUUCGUUUUUAGAUUACAUUACAUUACAUGUAUUCGUGCUGAAUAAAAUAACAUUAGAAUAAAGUACUUAUAAGUUAAAUUUUUCAUAAAAGCUUCUUUCAUUCUGUCACUUUAUUACAGAACCAAAAAACCAGCCCUAAGGGUAUGUCCUUAAAGGCAAGGACAAAGGAAAAAUCGAAGGAUUUUAUUCUAAUUAUCUUAUUGCCAUUACCUUGAUUAUUCCAUUACAUAAUCUUCGCAAUAACGCCGUAAUUUCUAUUAAAUAGGGCCAUUAUGUUAGAAAGCUCG
Leguminivora glycinivorella is the source of this 1504-nucleotide messenger RNA. Its product is annotated as odorant receptor 4-like. The transcript has 6 exons. Bases 262 to 1200 code for a protein of 312 amino acids. Lineage: Eukaryota; Metazoa; Arthropoda; Insecta; Lepidoptera; Tortricidae. Gene Ontology annotation, biological process: detection of chemical stimulus involved in sensory perception of smell; sensory perception of smell. Gene Ontology annotation, cellular component: plasma membrane. The record is from RefSeq and is a predicted model, not a curated record. Gene Ontology annotation, molecular function: olfactory receptor activity; odorant binding.